AUCUGCCGUUACGGGUCGUUUCCGAGAUGGCGGCGCCGCAGUUCCCGCUGGACCCGAGCUUGGCCGCGCUGAUCAUUGCCCACUACGAGGGCGAGACGCAGCAGGGCAUCUUCCACGGACACGGGCGCGCGACCUUUAUCAACGGCCAAGUGUACGUCGGGAGCUUCCACGGCGGGCGCAUGCACGGCCACGGCGCGCUCACGUGGCCCGACGGCGUCUCGUACGAAGGGGACUUUGCUUUCAACGAGGUCUCGGGCCGCGGCAAGUACGUCUGGCCCGACGAGAGCUGGUACGAGGGCGACGUGAGCCGCGGGCGGCGCCACGGCCUCGGCUUCUUUAUGAGCAGCAACCGCGUCACGUCGUACGAGGGCAGCUGGGUCCAUGGGUACCAGCACGGCUACGGCAAGCUCGUGUACGACGAGCUCCAGGGCAUCGAGUACGAAGGCGACUGGGUCACGGGCCAGCGCCACGGCAAGGGCACGAUGAAGUAUGCCUCUGGCAACGUCUACGAAGGCGACUGGGUCGACGGCAAGAAGGCGGGCAAGGGCACGAUGCACUGGUUCGACGCCGCCGAGACGUACGACGGCGACUGGCUCGACGACGUCCAGCACGGCGCCGGCGUCCACGUCUGGAAAACCAAGGAAAAACGCGGCAAUCGGUACGAAGGCGAGUUUGCCAACGGCGUUCGCGACGGCUACGGUGUCUUUUACUACGCCAACGGCGCGCGCUACGAAGGCCACUGGGAAGACAACGUCAAGCACGGGCUCGGGCUCUUCUUCUUUGAAGACGGCACCAUUUACGAAGGCGAAUUCGUCCGCGACCGCAUGGUCGACAUGAACGACAAUAAGAAUAAGAACGCCGAGACGCUGCCGACGCUCGUCCUGUACAUUGACGACAUCCUCCGCCACGAAGACAAGGCGCGCGCGCUCAAGGCCACCCAGCACGCCGUCCUGCGCGCCAACACCGACUUGCGCAAUGUCUACCGGCACUACGCGUCGUGCGGUGGCACAACGACGUCGCACGCACCAGCUGAAAACAACGUGCUCAUGGAGAUGCGGGAGCUCUGGCGCUUUAGCGCCGAGUGCCGCCUCAACGUGAGCUUGGGCAAGCUCAACCGGUACCUCCUCGUGGUUCGGAACGCGCAAAACAAAGCCGUCAAGAAGCUGCGGAUCCAGCGGGAGAAGAAGCGCCGGCACAUGAACGCGCGGGCCAUGGACGCGAUCGUGACGCCGCGGGAAAAGUGGACCGACAUCCACGACCCAGAUCGCGUCGUGCUCUUCCGCGAGUUCUGCGAGAUCCUUGUGCGCAUCGCGUGGGACGAUGCGCUGGAGCGGGGCGAGGUGGACAUGACGGUCGCUGACGCGUUCACGUACCUCUACGACUCCAAGAUCCACGACCACGCGUCGACGCCGAUGCUGCCGAUGGAGGCGAUUGAGAUCUCGGUGCACAGCCUCGAGAUGCAAACUGUGUUUCAAAAGUACCAGGAGCUGCUCGAGAAGCUCUUUGCGCAGUACAGCGGUCCGGCCGCGACGCCCGAGAGCGACUUGCACAUGACGACGGGCAACUUCGUGCUCAUGCUCAAGGAAAAGCGGGGCCUCGGUGCCCUCGGAGUCCCCGGUGUCCUCAAGUGUCUGCGCAAAACCAACGACGAGGACGGCGAGACCGACUUUGACCCGUUUCUUCUCGACGCCGAGCUCAUCUACCCCGAGUUCCUCGAAGCCAUCGCCAAGGUGGCCAUGGCGUCCGCCACGCGCAACCUCCCGAUGCCGGUGCUCGUAGCCCAGUACAUUCGCGACACGUUCGAGAAGCCACCGCCCGCGAUGACCCUCCGCCGGCUCACGACCAUGGUGCAGUCCAAGAAGUCUCUGGCGCACAUUUAACAGCAUGUACAUCAUCUUCACAAUAAGAAAUUCGAUGCACGCGCAUUGUGUUGAGG
Molecule: messenger RNA, 1936 nt
Organism: Saprolegnia parasitica CBS 223.65
Lineage: Eukaryota; Oomycota; Saprolegniomycetes; Saprolegniales; Saprolegniaceae
Exons: 6
Coding region: 27-1880 (617 amino acids)
Source: RefSeq, a predicted model, not a curated record